CCCCACCUUGGGGCAUGGAGAACCAUAUACCUGUGAUAUUUCUGGACCUGAAUGCUGAGGACAUGACCAUGCCAGAGCAGGGGAUCCACGCCGCUGGCGUCAACUCCAUCCUACCCAAGGAGUUUGACUCCAAGUUCUUUGAACUGCCAAUACUUAAAGCACUGGACAAGGAUGUUGGUGCCAUUGCAUCUUGGGAUUCCUCCAUUCACGAAUCUGUUCAUCUUAAUCGGGUCACCCCUGACAACGAACUGGUGUACCUUAUCGUCAAGGUUGUAGUUCGCCUAAGUCACCCAGCACCAAUAGAUAUAAUUCUACGCAAAAGGAUAUGCGUCAGUGUAUAUAAGAGACAGAGUCUUACCAAUAAACUGAAGAAAAAGAUAGGGGGGAUCAAUUAUUUUAAAGGGCACGAGACAAUGCAGCGUAUCUUGACGGCGGCACACAUGAAAGAGGACAACCUCUACAGCUCUUGUAUCACCUUUGAAGUUGUCUCCAAUAUACCAAAGGCGUCAGAAGAGCUAGAAGACAGAGAAACCCUGGCACAGAUGGCUGCCUCUCAAAAUGAGUCUGGGAUGCCAGACGGAGAGUCCUAUAUCGAGAAAUAUAUCAAGGGCGUGUCAGCAGUGGAAAGUAUACUGCUGCUAGACAAGUUAAGACAGGAAGUGGCUGUGAAGGAACUGCUCUCGGCAGAAGGACGAUCUCUGAAGAAGACAUCAAGUGUACCUAAUAUACAAGCUGCCUUGAGAAUGGACAUGUCUCCCCACCUCAGUUCACCUUUGGAUAACCAGCUGCGGGCAGAGAGUAUACAAGAUGUCUCUCAGCUGUCAAUGAACUCUGGUGGCAAGAAGGACACACUAAGGGAGAGCAAGAGCAUGGGAGCUGCCUUUGGAUUGGGGAACUUAGCUCGCCCUACUUCCUUGGAUUUAGGUCUCAAUUUUGUGGGUUUGACCGACUCGCAUGAGCACACAACUAACCCUCUGAAGAGGGACCCCGCACGUCUCAUGCGCAUGUACGCGCCCAAGCCCUAUAAGGGGUUUGAUUUUGCCAAACCUAAACUGCGUCGCAGUCUGAGCGGCGGGGACCCCUGCGGGUUGGGGCCGUCGUCGCGAGGUGGUUCAGAGGGUCCAUGCCCCCUGCCAAAGUUCACCAGUCCUACCACAGCUAAACCAGUGAAGCCUAUGAGAACUUUGAUGGAGGAGCAACAACUCAAGAAACCUCUCCUCAACGGAGAUGAUUCUGAUGAAGAAGAACUAGCAACACGCCUGUCCCCUGAUCGUCCAAAGCCACCAAACCAUCGUGGUGCCAGCGUGAGCAGUGAUGAAUUCCAAGAUUUUGAGUCGUACAAAGCACCACAUUCUGACAAAGAUGGAGUAAAACCGAGCUCGGCUCAGAACAGUCCGCCAAAAGAUGGCAUUGGUAUCAGUCACUCCAACACUGGUGACAGCAUCUCUGAACUUCAAGUGAAAACGCUCACUCCAAGUAUGACGUCGAGCGGUUACGGCUCACAAGCUGUGUCGACCCAUACUCUCUCCUCUGCCUCGGAGGAUUCCACCAGUCUACAGAGCAUUGAGGAUUCCGAGGCCGAUAAACACAAGCAUGAUAUCGUGGAAGAGAAACAAAAGAGCACCAGUGACGAGGAUGAUGAAGAGGUGCAAAGCAUCAAAACUGUGACUGAGAACAAAGCAAAUGACACAAAAAUAGCCGAUAAAGUGCCAGGACCAGUUGCUAUGGAAACCACAGAUUUGACCAAUGAGGAAGCAGACAGUCCUGACGAUGAGGCAACUCCAAGGGUAGCACAGGAAGCUUCCACUGAAAACAAGACUAAAGAAUUAUCAUCCACUGAAACGGAGGAGGCAAAAAUGGUGCAUGCAAAGUCAUUGGACAGUAUUGAAAAGCCGUCAGACUCGAAAACGAGUGAAAUUGAGGCAUUAACAAUGCCCCCUGUGAAUUCCCUGAAAGACCAAACCUUUAUGUCUCCCCAACCAGACAGUCGUCUGACAAGGUCCUUCCCAAACCUUCCGGAUAGUAGCUUUGACACAACAUCCGAGGAUCCUCCUGAUUACGACCCCUACAGCGAGGAAGCCAUGGAACAGCUGGAGAGAUUGGGCGACCUGGACUUUGCUAUGCUGGCGACAUCUAGUGGUGAUGGCAUGAGGAAGUCACACAGCGCUGAUGCUGCAGCUGGAGACCGGUCGAGUAUGAGUAUGGAUGAUGACAACUCAGAUGAUACUGAUGAUGCCAUGAGUCUUUGCUCAUUUGGCGGAAGUCGUGCAGACCUGAGUCGAAUUGGACACGGUCCAGUGCCAUCUUGGAUUCAGCCAGGCGAGCCUGUCAUUGUGACCUCCUCACGGGGGCCAUCUAAGCUGGGCACAGUGAGAUUUGUGGGGCCAACAGAAUUUGCUCAAGGGCCAUGGGUGGGUGUGGAAUUGGAUGCAGCAGAAGGUAAAAAUGAUGGCGCCGUGAAAGGAGUCCGCUACUUCCGCUGCAUGAAGAAACACGGCAUAUUUGUCCGCCACGAGAAACUGAUCUGGGACAAAAAAAGGAAAGGCGGGCCAAUGAAAGGUGCCGGACACCCUCAUAGAAGGAGUUUUCCAAAUUUCCCAGUUACUUCUCCCCCUGGUGGCAGUUUUAUGAAACCUACGGCUGCCAGCUCUGCCAAGAAAAAAUGAAGGAAAAAAAUAAAAGAUGACUUACCAUGACCUUGCUCUUUUCUACUUAUAACCUUUGCUUAUUUACAUAUCUCCCGGAGUUCACAGCUGAUGUCUUUUUAACAAUUUACAGCAGUGAAUGCUUAUGGAACAAAACCAUAGAUGGCAGGACUGAUCAAGACAAUAUUUUGGUUCUAUCAAUAGCUUAGAAGAAUUUCCUUGAAAACAGGUUUCAAAAUGUGCAGUAUGACUUUAUCUGGUGGGUAAGGUGCCAGGUUGGAAGAUCUACCUACCCACCCUCCUUGGAUCUACUAAUGAACAGAAACAUUAAAAGGUCACAUAUUAAAGGAGUCGAAGGAAGGCCCAGCAUCUGCUACUAAAAUUCAGAAUUUUCUAGUAGGUGGACUCCUUCAAAUGUUACUCACUCACCAGCAGAAAAGACUCUUAAAGAAAAGCAAAGGAUGCUAUUCACAGCUUUAUCAGCCAAGUUUUUUUUUCUCCUAGCAGUGUAUCAGUGCUACCAAGUCUUGAAAACCAUGUUAAUCUGGCUCAUUUCAAUAUUUAUAGAUUCUGUUACAAGUCCAGAUUCAUGAUUUUAGUGUACUGGAAACCUUCACUGUCUUUUUGGUCUGCUCUUAGGUCCACAGGCAAUUUUUACAAUUAGAGCUUCCUCUUGUGUUAGUUGUGAUUGUUGCUAUUCAUUUGUUGUGAGGUUAGUGUAUCUCAUUGUGUUAGUUGUGACAGUAGAGUAUCCCAUUGUGUUAGUGGUGACAUAAAAACUCAUUGUGUUAGUUGUGACAGUAGGCCAUCUCAUAGUGUAAAUGGUGAGAGUAAAACAUCCCAUUGUGUUAGUUAUGACAGUUAAACACUUUAAUAGGCAAAGUAUAAACAUCAUUGUUUAUUGCAAUAAUACGAGUGCUUGGUAUUUUGAUGCCUCAAUGUACAUACCUUACUUGUCAGGUGAUUGUUUCUGUUUUUAAAUGAUAAAAAAAAAACGUGAUGAUACUUUUCCUUUCCUCGGCACAAAGAGCUGUCUUUAUCAGCAUGAUAGCAUGAGCAAUGGCAAUUGAAUAAUUGGGUCAAAGAAACCGGGUCAUAUUAACUACAUCGUAUGGAAGGAACCGUUUCGAUAAGCAUAAACGAUGACUUUCUGUUUUGACAGGAUAUAAGGUAUAACAGAUGGUGUCAUAGAGAUCAAAAAGAUACACUGAUUUCUGAGUACUGUAAGAAAGGUUUAAGGUGUGAAAUGUGGGUUUUUGAUUUCAGUUGUCAAAAAUGUAACCAUCUUACAAUGUACAUCUGCCCACAGGUGUGCAACAUGCUAGAUAAGGACACUCUUUCAUCUUGGGAUAAAGGAAAAAUUGUGACUCUUUCAUCUUGGGAUAAAAGAAAAAAAAUUAGACUUUCGUCUUGGGAUAAAGGAGAAAUUGUGACUCUUUUAUCUUGGGACAAAGGAACAAUUUUGACUCUUUGAUCUUGGGAUAAAGGAAAAAUUGAAACUCUCUGGGAUAAAGGGUAAUAUAUAAUUUGGUACUUACACAGUUGACUACAAGAAACUUUUUCUUAUGUACCUAACAAAUCUAUGUUUAGACAAAUGUCAUUAAUUGUGUUCUUAUAAAAUGAGUAUGUAAUUACCGUAGCAAGGUGGCACUUUUUACAUGUUAUCCUAUAAAGCACAUGACAUGAUGGAUGAAGAUGAAAUAUUUUAUGUGAAUUAUAUGUUAUUGAUAAUAUUCUUAUUCUGUAACUGGAAUUGAGGAAACUUUUUCUUUUUGUCAGUCCAGUAAAAGAAUGAGAUAUUAAUAAUUACAGAAGUACAUUAUUUCAUCUCGAUAUCUUAUUACCUUGAGAAAAUUGUGAUUGUUUAUUUUUUAUUGAUCAUUUUAAUAAUUUAAUUAUUUAUUUAAUUAAUUGUUUUUAUUUAUUUUUAUUUUUAUUUAAUUAUUUUUUAUUUAAUUAUUAUUUUAUUGCUUAAAUAUUCAAACUGUGAUCUAACAAUUGAAAUGUGCAAACGAACAUGAAGUAUGAUUUCAGGCACAAUGACACAAUUCUUAUCCAAAAUUGAGGUUUCUCUUUAGUACCCCAACCCAGUGGCAUUAUAUUAAUUUCAUUCCAUUAUUAUUACAUUAUUAUACAGUUUUCGUUGAAGUCUUCUUGAGUAUUAUCUUGCAUUUGAUGAUUUGUCCACUUUCUGUCUUCUUUAUGGUUUCCUCAUUAAGCAGUCACAGUGUUUUCAUGAAUUUGUUGGCCCUGUCCUGACCAGUGGCACCACCUAUCUAUUAAUUCUACAAACCACUGGCACUGCUUGUUGUCUGCUGCAUAUUUAUAUAUUUAUUUUUUUAUUUUUUUUCAAAAUGUGUUUUUGUGGUUGUGAUAUUUCCGGGGAAAAAAUAUGCCCAAGAUUAAGCUUUGAUUCAGACGUGCAUUGUCUGAAUUUUGUUGAUCCCUUGAGCAUUAAAUUUGAAGCUGUAAAUAAUAGAAAAAAAAUAAUAAAAGAGUCUGCAUUGAACCCAAUAAAGUUGUGUUGACAACACCAGGAAGUAAUGACCACAAGUACAGUAUGGAUAUGUUAUGAUAGAGAGCAGUUUUUUUUUAAAGGUGACAUUAAAUGUUGUUGAUAGAAAUGUUUAACAUUGUGAUAUGAUAGAAAUGCUUGUGACGUUGUUUAAGCUGCUGCUUUGCAGGGAUAUAGUGUACCUAUUAUUUGCAGUACUACAUUGUAUAUAAAAAAUGUACAACAUAUCAAAACAUAAAGAGAUACAAGACACUGAAACUGUAUAAGGUCGUACAUUCUGAAAGAAGAAAAGUUCAAUUUUUUGUCACAAAAAAAAGUAAAAUCUGUGCUGCAAGUCUUGGAAAUUUUAAAAAGCAGUUUAUUUCUGCCAACUGCCUUUAGUUUCCAUUGAUGUAUAGUUUAUACUUUGUUGAUAUGUAUCAUAGGAUCUGAGGAAUACGGUUUGAUUCUCGUUUAGUGUUGAUGAUGUGUAAGACUGUUGAAAAUAAAAUAAGUCGCUGGUCUGGUUCCCAUCAGGACAAACUGAGACCAGAAAUAAACAAAUUGAUGCAUUCACAUCAGGACUAAAAUAGAUCGGUUGGCACCAACAGACAUUGCUACACAAAAGAGCCCAAAAUUUGAUGUGUACUUUUUACCCUAUUGAUAAUUAGUAAAAAGUCAAUUAAAGGAAAUGUUUUAUGUCAGGAUGAAGAUUUGGCCAAUGUUACAGUGACAUGCUUACGUACUAAAUUUGAGUGGAUUCUUACGCGUUUUAUAUUGAAGAGAAGUAGACUAUAUUUUUGUUCUGAAAGUCAAGUCCAAUUGUGGGGCUUCAGCACCUUUGUGAAACCAGUAAGAAUCCUAUAGCACUUGUCAGUAUAGAAAUAAUCACAGUUGGUUUUACAUAUGUUCUAGUAUUUAACACAGAUAUUUGGCUAUAUGAUAGGUGCCAGCUAUCAAAGUCUGAAAAUUUUAUAACCAGUUAAUGACAGAUUGCUCAAAAUGGGAAAUCAAGAUUUAUGGACUUGAUAGUUUUAUGUGUGGUGAUGUCAUUUAGUCAAUAUCUGGUCUAAGUUAGUCAUGGUGUGAAUGCAGCCAUGGUCAACAGGUGAAUGUUUAUAAAGGGUGGAGGAUGGGGUUUACAAAGAGCUGCAAGCUUUGUUCAUGUUUCUUGUUAUAUGUGAUUUUUUUACUACGUGUAUAUUGUGGUAGUGCAAUUACUACAUAUGUUGUUAUUAUUAUUAUUAUUGAUUAUUAUCAGGACAUUUAUUUGUACCCAAAGCAUGGAAUGUAUACGUGUUUCGGCAAUAUUUACCAAUUCUUUUUUUUUAGAUAUAUUCAGGUAGCACAAGUUGAAGCUGUGACUUACACGUUGCACUGCCUUUUGCCGUUGUGCAUCUUUCAGCAAACACGACGCUUGCCUAUAAUGUGCCGUUUUCAGUAGUUUAGUGGCAGUUUGCGUUUACAUGACAGAUUUUAUGUACAGUGUAUGACCAUCGUGUUUAGCCCAAUUUUGACCUAAAUAAUAUUUAUGACCUAAUUAAUAUUUAUAUACAAUAACUGAUAAACAUAGGUCACAUACGUGCAGUGGUCUUAUUGAAUAUGGACAAAAUGUGGAUGUAUUGCCGAUUUAAGAAUUAGUGGCAAUUUAUUUGAUUAUUUAUUCAACGCUUUUCAUUCCAUCUUAGCAUUGCAGCUUUUCUUAGAAAAGUGUCCAGUGUAAUUAAAACUGCGCGAGCAACAGU
This is a messenger RNA of Lingula anatina, 6884 nucleotides long. Its product is annotated as kinesin-like protein KIF13A. Lineage: Eukaryota; Metazoa; Brachiopoda; Lingulata; Lingulida; Lingulidae. The record is from RefSeq and is a predicted model, not a curated record. Gene Ontology annotation, biological process: microtubule-based movement. Gene Ontology annotation, molecular function: microtubule motor activity; ATP binding; microtubule binding.